This is a messenger RNA of Trichomonas vaginalis G3, 1422 nucleotides long. Its product is annotated as protein ubiquitination. The record is from RefSeq and is a predicted model, not a curated record. Lineage: Eukaryota; Parabasalia; Trichomonadida; Trichomonadidae. The transcript has a single exon. Bases 1 to 1422 code for a protein of 473 amino acids. Gene Ontology annotation, molecular function: protein binding.
AUGACUGAAUUUAUUAACAAAGUAUAUGAAUCAUUGCAAUCAUUCGAUAACAAUUAUAUUAAAAUAUAUAUUACCGAUCAUGCUUAUAAUACAAAUAUUUAUAUUGGAUUCGCAAUUUCCAAUGAAUUGAAAAAUCAAUAUCAUUUAAAUCGAUCUACAAAAGAAUUCAAAUUUUAUACAAAUAUAAAAGACGAAGAAACAUAUAAAAUAUUUGAAAAGAUAUUACAAUUACAAGUUAUAAAAGAUGUUAACCAAAAUAUAGCCAUUGACUUUUUCAACAUUGGUGAAGCAAUUAAAAGCGAAUAUUUGAUGUCUUUCUUGCUGAAUAAUUUGAAAAACGAUAGUAUUACUAAAGAAAAUAUUUUCAUUAGAAUUAAAUAUUACAAUCAAGUAGGCUAUGAUGAGAAGUUGUUCAAUUUCAUAGUUGAAAACCUUGAUUCAAUUGAUCAAAAUGACUUAAUAACUUCCAUUCUUGAUGCAGGAUAUGAAUUUACAACAGAUUUGUUGAAUCAUUUCAAAAGUAAAAAUAAAAAUUCAAAUGAAAUAAUAUUCUCUCUCAUCAAGAGAAAUAUAUCAUAUAUGGAUAUUGUUUUCUAUCUUAGUAAUGAGUAUUCUGAAAUCAGAGAUGCAAUCGAUUCGCUCAAAAAAUUCUCAACAGGUGAAGGUCAAUUUGUGAUUGUUUCAAUUUUCAAGUCAUUAUUGGAUAUAAGUAGGCCGAAUAGAACAGAAUUAACAAAGUUGCGAAAUGAAAAUAAAUCACAAAGAGAUGAAAUUAAUAGAUUAAAGAGGCAGAAUACUUUAAAAUCAGAAAAAAUUACAGAAUUAAGAUCAGAAAAUAACCAGAACAAUGAUUUCAUUCAAAAAAUAGGAGAAUAUUUGCCAAAAAUUAAGAAAAUAAAUAGUAUGAAUUUGGAUGAAUCAAAAUUUCAUGAUGUUUAUAAUACAAUUAAAGAAGCUUCAGAUCAAAGAGAUUUAGCAACAAUUCUUUAUUAUCAAGAAAUAACAAAAAAAAUUGCUGGACCUAAAAUUAAAUAUGAUGUUUUUCUAUCAUCGGCAUCCAGGGGUAAUAUUCAAUUAACCAAAGAUUUUGUUGAAUGCGGUGCAAAUAAAUUUGCAGUAACCAGUGAAGGUGAAACUUUGAUUCAUAUAUUCACUCGAAAUCAAAAUCUUGAAGCCGUAAAGUACUUCAUGAAAUAUGAUUACGAUAUAAAUAAGAAGGAUAAAAAUGGAAAUACUCCACUUCAUUUGGCAGUAUUGAAUGCAGAUUUUAAUACAUGCGAAUAUCUCUGCAAUUUGUCAGAUAUCAAAGGAUACAUCAGAAAUAAAUAUAAUGAAACUCCACGAGAUAUUGCUAAGCGGAAAGGUUAUAAUAAUAUUGAAAGUAUAUUAAGCAAGAUUCCUGAUAGAUGCUUUAUAGCUUAG